Geosmithia morbida is the source of this 1962-nucleotide messenger RNA. Its product is annotated as lipase ATG15. The coding region runs from base 1 to 1962 and encodes 653 amino acids. The record is from RefSeq and is a predicted model, not a curated record. The transcript has a single exon. NCBI's taxonomy places the organism in Eukaryota, Fungi, Ascomycota, Sordariomycetes, Hypocreales, Bionectriaceae. Gene Ontology annotation, biological process: macroautophagy; multivesicular body membrane disassembly; neutral lipid catabolic process. Gene Ontology annotation, molecular function: glycerophospholipase activity.
AUGGUACACCUCUCGAGGCCCUCGGGCCGCCGAUGCACAUCUACCAGUCGAGUCACGGCCAACAUCCUACUCUCUUGCCUAGCCAUCUCCCCCGUAGCAGCUGCUCUGGCUCCUCAACGGGACCCUUCAGCUAACGACUUGCUUUCGGCGCCGGGGCCUAUUCCUAUUAUCCCUUCAGAUCCCAGCGUCAUCACUCCGUCAGAUCACAUCUUCACCCUCCGACAUGUUUAUCACCACGGAACGAACCAACAUCCCGGCCUUCACCGCACACGGGACGUCCUUCACACCACUUCAGGCAUCCGACUAGCUGCUGAGGAUGGCUUUGCCGCACAGGAUAUCGACAUCCUCGCCGCAAAGAGUCGGGGCGACCCGAUAGAGCGCCUGAGGGAUCGGCGGCCCUCGGUUGUAGAUCCGAUGGUCGCCGAGGCCAGGCUCCGGGGUGGUGCGGCAGUGUUGGAUGCCUCAGCCUGGACUACUGAAGAGGUGCCGUCACCCGACAUCACAGAUAAGGAGACCGUCUUGACCCUGGCGUACAUGGCUGCCGAUGCCUAUGUGGCGGACAAGGACCAGAGCGACUGGGUAGAUGUCGGCGACCAUUACGACCCCACAGACGACUUUGGCUGGGAGAGUGACGGGCUGAGGGGCCACAUCUUCAUGGACGAGACCAACUCGACGCUCGUCGUCGGUCUCAAGGGUACUUCGAUGGCUGUGUUUGACGGCGAUGGCACCACGACCAACGACAAGGUAAACGAUAACCUCUUCUUCAGCUGCUGCUGUGGUCAGCAGGGUCAGUGGACAUGGCAUCAGGUCUGUGACUGCGCAACGGGCACGUACUCGUGCAACAACACUUGCGUUGCCGGAGCACUGAUGGAGGAGAAUCGCUACUACGCCGCUGCCCGUGAGCUGUACUCAAACGUCACGGAGCGGUACCCCGACGCCAACAUCUGGCUGACCGGGCACUCACUCGGCGGUGCCAUCACAUCAUUCUUGGGCCUGACAUACGGUCUUCCCGCCGUGACAUUCGAAGCCGUCCCAGAGGCCCUCCCAGCGUCCCGCCUGGGUCUCCCUGUGCCACCCGGCGCUGACCCUCGUACGCCGCAGACGCGUCAGAACACCGGCGCCUACCAUUUCGGCCACACAGCGGACCCCGUCUACAUAGGAACAUGCAACGGUGCCACUGCUUCCUGCUCGUUCGCCGGAUACGCUAUGGAGACGGCCUGUCACUCCGGUCAGGAGUGUGUCUACGAUGUUGUUGCCGACAAGGGAUGGCGCGUGGGCAUCGGCUCUCACAGGAUCCGCUCCGUCAUCAGUGACGUCAUCAUGGAAUAUGACGACGUGCCGGAGUGCCAUUUUACGCCUGAGUGCAGGGACUGCGCUCAAUGGGAUAUGUACGAGUCUAACGGCACUCUGACGACGACGACAUCGUCACCGCCCACUACCUCGCGUACCAGGACUCGGACGGCCACUUGCGAGACGCCCGGAUGGUGGGGCUGCGACGAUAAGACGACUACGACAUCGGUGUCGACCAUCCCGACGACGACGACUACGUCGACAUCGACUUGUAAGACGCCCGGGUGGUUCGGGUGCAAGGACCCGACCACUACAACCACACCCACAUCCACGAGCACCACGCCGAAGCCUACGUCAACCUGCGAGACACCAGGAUGGUUUGGAUGCAACGACCCGACCACGACGACUACGGCGCAGACUUACCCCACAACAACAACAGCAUCAACAACUACUUGCAAGAUUCCUGGAUGGUUCGGCGGCUGCCGGGACAAGCCUGAAGCCACGUCGACUGCCGUCUCCACGCCCCCCAUCACAGCCGGUCCUACAUACACAGGGCCACAGCAGACGGAGACGCCGACGCAACCGCAAGGAUGCCGCCAUCGAAACUGGCUCGGAAUAUGUAAGGACAAAUUGGAAGAUGUGGAGAACGGCUCCCUCUUUGACGAGAUAUAG